CUGAAAAUUAAGUAAGAUAAUAGUCUUAAGUCUCCUCUAGCCAACUUCUUUAGUUUUUAUUUCUUUCUUUAACAAAAAUAGGCUCAAAUUAGGAUUUCGAUGUGCACCUUUUACAUUAUAUAUCUACACUUUAUUCCCACAUUAUUGUAUAAAUGAACUCCUUUAGGCCUUGAAGAGAACUCACACACCUUAUUUCCACCUUAUAUACAUGAACUUGCUUUAGACCUUGAAGAGAAUUUAAUACAUACAGAGAAACACACACUCCCACACACAGUCUCGAAAAUCCAUGGAUUGGUUCUCCUGGCUCUCAAGAACUGGCCUUGAGCCUUCUCUUGUAUAUGAAUAUGGCCUUGCCUUUUCUCACAAUGAGCUUGAAGAAGAUGACAUAGCUUAUUUGAACCAUGAGUUUCUUCAAAGCAUGGGGAUAUCGAUAGCCAAACAUAGGCUUGAGAUCCUCAAGCUUGCAAGAAAGGAGAAAGGAGCUAGCCCACAUCCCAUGGCGAGAGUUCUUGUGGCUAUCAAGAGGACUAAGAGGAGUUUAUCUAAGUAUAUAAGAGCAUGGAUUCACCGGGAAGAGAAUGCUCUUGUUGUUGUCCCAAGGCCUGGUUAUGCAACUAGAUGGAGAGGAGCAAUGUUGAAGAGGAACAAGAAGUUGAUGAUGGCUACGCAAGGAAGAUUAUUGCUUACAAAUGGAAGUCCUAUGCUUCUUUCAGGACCUAGAUUGGAUAGUUUUUCAAGUCCUAUGGUGUAUGAUCUUAACAAGGAAGAGAAGAAUAUUGAUGGUGAUUAUCAUGAUGAUGGAUAUUGGUCAACUGGUGUUGAAGAGAUCAGGUGGGAUACUAUGUUCCAGAAUCUAAAACCAACUUGAAUUAUUCUAGUUCUUAGUUUCCUUUUUCUUUUUUUAGAGAAGAAAAAAACUUAUAAAUGUUUCUUUUCUUUUUUUUCUUGAUUGUGAUUUCAAUGGUGAGAGAUGGAUUUUUAGGGUUCUUCCACCAAAGAGUCUUGUUCGUGUGUUUAAGAAGAUAUAUUUUCAUUAAAAUUAGUGGUGGCUCAGACAGAGGGCACACUUUGGCAUCAAGGGUCUGUUUCAGUAAUGAGAUUGUCUCCCUUUGGCUUUCUGUGGUGUAUUCUUUUUCUUCUUUUUUCAUCUUUAGCAGAAAAGAAGGCAUACGCUAGUAGUAUUAGUGUCUUUCUGGGGAGACUAAUUGUUUUAGGUACGCAAAUAUUUAGUUGUAUUUCAUAUGCUUUUCCUUUAAGUAGAAAAAAAGAAAAGAGAAAGAAGCCAACUAUUGUCACUUUAAUGGAUCAUUUUGAUUUA
Messenger RNA from Ricinus communis (castor bean), 1318 nucleotides. RefSeq lists its product as uncharacterized. The transcript has a single exon. Lineage: Eukaryota; Viridiplantae; Streptophyta; Magnoliopsida; Malpighiales; Euphorbiaceae. Gene Ontology annotation, molecular function: protein binding. The coding region runs from base 287 to 868 and encodes 193 amino acids. The record is from RefSeq and is a predicted model, not a curated record.